Messenger RNA from Cyprinus carpio (common carp), 4140 nucleotides. It is a transcript of the gene rfx2, whose product is annotated as regulatory factor X, 2 (influences HLA class II expression). Gene Ontology annotation, biological process: regulation of transcription by RNA polymerase II. Gene Ontology annotation, cellular component: nucleus. NCBI's taxonomy places the organism in Eukaryota, Metazoa, Chordata, Actinopteri, Cypriniformes, Cyprinidae. The record is from RefSeq and is a predicted model, not a curated record. Gene Ontology annotation, molecular function: DNA-binding transcription factor activity, RNA polymerase II-specific; RNA polymerase II cis-regulatory region sequence-specific DNA binding.
CCCCCUUUCGCUUUUUAGCCCUUGACGUAUGAAGAGGGCGGUAGCAACAGUUGCCUCGAGACCCCCGCUCGCCAUAGUGACUGUAGUCGUGGAGACAGUUACUUACCAACGGGAGCAACACUCAGCAACAGCAGCAGCAGCAGCAACUGGAGGAGAGAGAGGGAAAAGAACAGUAAAGCCAGGGCAGAUCUAAGCAGAAGGCUGAGGAGAAACCAUGCAGCGGUCAGAGGGCGGCUCAGAGACGGCAUCCACUGUGGCACUGAGAACGUCCACUUCAGCCCAGGCGCCGGUGGUUCAGCCCGUUCCCGCCUCCCAACAGCGUGUGUUAGUUCAGGCCACCGGCUCUUCCCAGAAGGGAGCUCAGGUGCAGCAGUUGCCAGUGCCUAGAGUACAACAGGUCCCUCAGCAGAUCCAACAGGUUCAGCAUGUGUACCAGUCCCAGGUGCAGUAUGUGGAGGGGGCAGAGGCCGUCUACCCCAAUGGCACAAUUCGUACUGCAUACUCGUACAACCCAGAGUCCCAGCUGUACGGCCAGGGCAGUGGAAGCACCUAUUUUGACUCUCAAGCCGGUGGUACUCAGGUUACCACUGUCGUCUCCUCUGCUGGCGGAGUGCCCACUCACAGCAUGGUGGGAAUCGCCAUGGACGUGGGCAGCAGUCAGAUCAUCUCCAGCGGCAGUGCCUACUUGAUCCAUGGCGGGAUGGAGAGCGGCCGCCACCACACCUCUCACUCCUCACGCUCUUCAUCCGCAAUGCUUGAAGUGGCGAUUGAAAACCUCCAAAAGUCAGAAGGGAUUGCCACUCACAAAAGCAGCCUGCUCAACAGCCAUUUGCAGUGGCUGCUGGAUAAUUAUGAGACGGCUGAGGGUGUGAGUCUGCCGCGGAGCUCUCUGUAUAACCACUAUCUGAGACACUGUCAGGAGCAAAAACUGGAUCCGGUUAAUGCUGCCUCUUUUGGCAAACUCAUCCGAUCUGUCUUCAUGGGCCUUCGCACACGCCGACUUGGCACCAGGGGGAACUCAAAAUACCAUUAUUACGGUAUUCGUCUGAAGCCUGAUUCACCUCUCAACCGCUUGCAGGAGGACACGCAGUACAUGGCAAUGAGACAACAGCCUGUCCAUCAGAAACAGAGGUUUAAGCCCUUUCACAAGAUGGAUGGGAUGGGGGACAGUCUGAACAGCGGCUCCCUGCACCCGUCCAGCACCCCUGAGCAGAGCGUGGCGGCACAGAGCCAGCAUCACCAGCAGUACAUUGACGUGUCUCACGUCCUGCCCCCCUUCCCUUCUCCUGAUCUGGGCUCCUGUCCUCUGCCUGAGCCAAUCAGCAUGAACGAUGUGAAAAAACUACAGAGCAACUACAGGAUUCACUGUGAGGCUACUCUGGACGUAGUGAUGAACUUGCAGUUCCAUCUCAUAGAGAAGCUAUGGCAGACCUUUUGGUAUUCAACAGCGCCAUCUAGCGACGGAGCCACUACAAUUCCUAACAGUGAAGAGGAUGUGGAGGACAUCGGAGGAUUCCCCAGAGAGAAGCUGAUCGCUCUGUGUAAAUAUGAACCAAUCAAGCAGUGGAUGAGGAGCUGUGAUCACAUCCUGUAUCAGGCACUGGUGGAGAUCCUCAUCCCUGAUGUACUGCGGCCUGUUCCAAGCACCCUCACUCAAGCUAUCAGAAACUUCGCAAAGAGUCUGGAGGGGUGGCUGACCUCAGCCAUGAGUGACUUCCCACAGGAGAUUGUCCGCACUAAGGCUGCAGUAGUGAGUGCGUUUGCUCAGACCCUGCGCCGCUACACAUCUCUGAAUCACCUGGCCCAGGCAGCGCGAGCCGUCCUGCAGAACACGUCCCAGAUCAACCAGAUGCUCAGCGACCUCAACAGAGUGGAUUUUGCUAACGUGCAGGAGCAGGCGUCCUGGGUGUGCCAGUGUGACGAGAGUGUCGUCCAGCGUUUGGAGCAAGACUUUAAGGUGACCCUCCAGCAGCAGAGCUCUCUGGAUCAGUGGGCCGCCUGGCUGGAUAACGUUGUCAACCAAGUGUUGAAACCCUAUGAGGGCAGUACUAGCUUCCCCCGCGCCGCACGCCAGUUCCUGCUCAAGUGGUCUUUCUACAGCUCCAUGGUGAUCAGAGAUCUGACUCUGCGCUCGGCUGCCAGCUUCGGCUCCUUCCACCUCAUCCGUCUGCUUUAUGAUGAAUACAUGUUCUAUUUGGUAGAACACCGUGUUGCCAUGGCAACCGGAGAAACGCCCAUCGCUGUCAUGGGGGAGUUCAGUGACCUCAGCUCCAUGAUGCCGUCACUAAUGGAGAGAGAUGCCUCCUUCUCAGACGAUCUGGCCAGUGAUGGAGAUAUGUCGAGGAUGAGCGAGAGGAGCAUGAGCGAGCCGGCGGUGAAGAGAGAGCGAAUCGAGAUCAGUCCCUCCCUGCAGGAGAUCUAAGAGCAGGGUGUCAGUCUCACCCCACACCACCGCAGACCCAGCAGGACCACCUCAAAAGGCUGCUGGUGGCAAAGAUAACACUCAUCUGUGAGGUUGUUCUUUAUCUUGAGGGUACAAAGGUCUGUUUAGGGUCAGUGUGUGUCCCUCUCGCCUUUAGGUUUUCUGCAACUGUGAAACAAGAACGUGCUGGUUUUGUGAUAUGUUUCUUUUUUCAUGUGCCAUAGUCUUCUUUCAGUGCCUUAGAACACUAGAGCAGAACUGUCUUUCUCUUUGAUUUUUCUCUUGUUCUGUCGUUCUUUCGGCCGUGCCUCUAACCACAAAAUGAAUGUAUCGUCACAGAACCUCAGAUGUCUAAAGCACCUUUUAAAAAUGGUCACAUUUUUAGACUUUCUGCCUCGGCCGUUUCUUCGCGGUUCCUCAGGCGUAGAUGCAACCUGCUGACCCCAAAGCUGCCCGUUCAACUGCACCGCAGCGUCGACCCGAACCUGACGCACAUGCAAAGCCUUUUCAAUGCCGAAAUGGAGGGAGAACCAUUUUGUAGAUAAACCCCGGCCAUAUGAAAUGCCUAGUCUAUACCUCAACAGUUUUUAGUUUUAAUGAAUUAAUGUCUAACUUUUUAUUACAUUUUAUAAAAAUCACUAUAAAAGAGAUUAUUCGACUCGGUUUGGUCUCAUCGGUUGCCCUGAAAGCGCCCCAUUCUCGUUCGAAAGCUUUGGGAUGUACAUACGCCUACUGUGUUGAUGGAUAUUGUUCUGUUUUAGAUGAACCCAAGCAGAGCAGGUCCUAUCAAAACUGGUUUGUGAAACUUUUUGGUCGAGUCUUGUAAUUCUUUGAUGAGUUCUUAGUUGCUAAAAAGAGCCUAGUUGAUGUAUUGAACGUAACGGUGUGUGUGUGAGGCCUUCUGAAGUAACUGGAAGUGAGUGUGCACUCAACAGGUCAUGUGAAUAGUUUUUGUGUCGUUUUUAUUAAAAACGAACGUACAUUUUUUUAAUUGAUUAAAAUAACUUCUUAUACAUAUUUAAGUAGAUAUUGUGUAAAUAUAAUUGCAAAAAAAGUAAAAGCUACAUAUUAGCUAAAAACCCUUUUAAGGAGAUGUAGAAAACCCAAAAUAGACAUAUAAUAAAAUAUGCAGAUUCUUACAGAUACGCCUCAUCACCUGGUGCUGUACAUCUGAUGUUUUAGUUUUCACGCUUGUAAUGGAAACAGUGUGCCCACUUGGCUGACGUAAAGCUGGAAAUAUUUUCAGGAGAUAUGUCGUUUUCAGGAUACGUUUGUGAUUGUUUUUGACGAUGUUGUGCUGAACCCGGUUGGGAUCUUUACUGGUGCCUGGUAGUGGCCCGUAAUGGGCACCCUACAUGUCCCUCUGUGCUAUUUACAAAGAUCAACUUCAUUUCUACUAGCUUUGUGUUUGUUUCUGAGAAGUGAUUGGCAGAUGUUUUCUCACUGCUCUGUACUUUAACUCCUGUCAUGGUUCUUUGCCUGUUGUGUGCUUUUGGGAAGGGAAUUUGCUCAGUGUAUUUUUAUUUUAUUUUUAUUUUUUUGUAGUGCUGUUUUAAAGCUUCUGGCUAAGGAUUAUUUUUAUGGAGGUAAAUGCAAUUCUUCUCACUAUAUUGAAACCUUAUUUUUGUGUCUUAAAAAAAAAUUCUUUAUUUAGCCUCAACCGCUUAGUUCGACUGUAUUUUGUACUGGUAAAAAGUGUAAUAAAUUUGUGAAAACCA